AUGCAGAACAUUGUGCAAAAGGUUCUGGAGCAAACCAAUUUGCAUAGCGGCUCGACAAUUGAUUACCCCUUCAUCGAGAAAGCACGACAGACAAAUAUGACCGUCCGAGAGUAUGGCUUCAUUGAAGAGGUGAUCGAUGGAUGCUGUCAGACAUUGGAAAAAGUGGCCGCGCUGGGAACAGCGGGUUCCUUACACUACUCACCCAUGAGGCUCCUGUUUCGCACAAUCAGCUCUUCUAUAUUCUUGAUGAAAGCUUUGGCAUUGGGAGUUCGCAAUAGCAAGCUGCAAGAGGCUUUGCAAAUACUCGAUCGAGCUAUUAGCGCUCUCCAGGACGAUAACCAGGACGAUGUCCAUUUGAAGGCCCAGUACGCUACCUUACUCAAGAUUCAGGCCUCAAAACUCCGGAGAAGUCUGGUUUCCUCGCAUCAGACUGCCUCUCUCCAGAAACCCCAUUCGAGUGAUCAUACAAUACAGCUGCCCGAAACAACGCCGCUACAUGCGCAGCUUGUUCAUCAACAAAGCACGGACAACGAAGUAAGCUCAGACACUUUCUCCAAUUUUGAUUUCAACGAUUGGCUAUCAUUACCUUUUGAUCCGUCUAUGGCGCCUUUUGGCCCUCACGAGGGAGAUUUUGGGGUUCGCAUGGAUGGUGUUGAUUUGGACCUUGAUUUUCUAUGGCAACUACCUCCAUGA
Molecule: messenger RNA, 693 nt
Organism: Penicillium maclennaniae
Lineage: Eukaryota; Fungi; Ascomycota; Eurotiomycetes; Eurotiales; Aspergillaceae
Exons: 1
Coding region: 1-693 (230 amino acids)
Biological process (GO): positive regulation of transcription by RNA polymerase II; aromatic amino acid catabolic process
Cellular component (GO): nucleus
Molecular function (GO): DNA-binding transcription factor activity, RNA polymerase II-specific
Source: RefSeq, a predicted model, not a curated record